Sander lucioperca (pikeperch) is the source of this 5089-nucleotide messenger RNA. RefSeq names its product glypican 5a (gene gpc5a). The record is from RefSeq and is a predicted model, not a curated record. Gene Ontology annotation, biological process: positive regulation of canonical Wnt signaling pathway; cell migration; regulation of protein localization to membrane. The transcript is spliced from 9 exons. Gene Ontology annotation, cellular component: plasma membrane; extracellular region; cell surface. NCBI's taxonomy places the organism in Eukaryota, Metazoa, Chordata, Actinopteri, Perciformes, Percidae. The coding region runs from base 303 to 2030 and encodes 575 amino acids.
CUGUACACCCAGCCGGCCGCUGAGUCCAGGUAACGUUACGGUACCGCCUCUGCUGUCGGUCCAGCGAACUUGGACAACAUGCCGCUUUCAAACAGGCUCGUCACACCGCUGCAACUUUCUCUUCGCGAGUCUGGACUGAAAUGAUUAUCUGGAGCGUUUCACCGACACAAACACAAACGCCACAUGGUCGACGCUCAACCCUGAAACCUGAGAUGUGGACGGGACUCACCUGAGCGGACUAAAGGUUUAGAAGAAACCUUAACUUACAAACAAGCUUCUUUUUUUGUGUGGAUUUGAUUAAAAUGGGUGUGCUGUGGACGAACUACGUUUUCUUCAUGGCGUGUUGCUCUGGAUUAGGGUUUGGAAGCCCAAACAGAUGCGACGAAGUGCGGAAAGUUUUCCAACUCAGACAAAUUGGACCAAAUCAAUUAUUGCCGUUAAGCCCCAGACCAGGUUUAGACCUUCAGGUGUGCAUGUCCAAGAACCUGACCUGCUGCACCAAAAAGAUGGAGGAGAAGUACCAGGUGGCGGCCCGGAGAGACAUCCAGAACCUCGUCCAGACGUCCAGCUCCAGCCUCAAGUUCCUCAUCUCGCGCAACGUUGCUGCUUUUCAAGGUAAGACCUUUGAGGUCCUGAUGAGGCAGGCAGAGAAUCACACAAAUGCCGUCUUCCAGGAGUCUUACCGCAACAUGGCUGAUCAGGCCGUGGGCCCUGUGCGGGAACUCUUUACAGAUAUUAGUCUCUUCCUGCUGGGGUCUGAGCUCAACAUUGAUGACUUAGUGCAGCGAUUCUUUGACGCUCUCUUCCCGCUGGUCUACAAUCACCUCAUGAACCCAGGCCUCAGCGACCUGUCACCAGGCUAUGCUGAGUGUGUAAGGUCGUCCAGCCGGGAUGUAAGACCGUUUGGUGGGGCGCCCAGCCUCCUGGCUGAUCAGAUUGCUCGCUCUGGGGUCUCCGGGAAGCUUCUCCUUCAGGCACUGCACCUCGGCAUUGAGGUCAUCAAUACCACAGACCACUUACAGCUGAGCCGCGAGUGCAGACGGGCCCUGCUUAAGAUGCACUACUGUCCUCACUGCCAGGGCUUAACCCAGUCCAAACCCUGCAUGGGUUACUGCCUCAACGUGAUGCGAGGCUGCUUGGCAAGCAUGGCGGAGAUCGACACCCACUGGAGGGAGUUUGUUCGCUCGCUGGAGGGCCUGUCAGCACGGAUGCACGGACCUCAGGAUUUGGAGCAAGUGCUUCUGGGAGUUCACACGUUGCUUCAUGAUGCUGUCGGACAUGCUCAGAAAAAUGGCCCCCGCCUCUCAGCACAGGUGCACAAACUGUGUGGCCCACCAAGCAGGAAGCCUGCGCAGUCAGUCCGCAUCCAGCACAGCAGCAACAGCAGAAACAGCAGAGAAUCCAACCCUCAUAAUACUCUUGUCAGAGUGUCGGGGGACUCGCUCGCUGUCAGGAGGAGGGAUUUUCUGAACAGUCUACGUCUCUACCGUACGCUCUACGGCGGCCUGGCGGAUCAGCUGUGUGUGAGUGAGCUGGCCUCUGGUGACGGGCUGUCCUGCUGGAAUGGAACCUACAUCGUAAAAAGCUACACUCUCCGUGUGGUCGGCAACGGGAUCAAGGCUCAGAGUGCCAACCCUGAAGUGAAAGUGAAGGGAGCAGACCCUGUAAUAAAUCAGAUCAUUGACAAACUGAAACACAUCAAUCAGCUGUUGCAGGGAAAGUCCAUUCCUAAACUGGGGUCACUGGACCAGAUUGAAACAGGAAGUGGAGACGCAGAGGGACGUUACAGUGGCGACUGUGAUGAUGAAGACGGCUGUGGUGGUUCAGGUGGUGGAGAGGUGAAGAGGAAAGUCUCCAGAGUCUCCAAAUUUGGUCCAGAUGUGACCGGUGAUCACAAACAUCAUCAUCAUCAUCAUCAUUAUCCACCUGCCGAGGAUUCAGAGAUGGAUGGCAGAUCCAGGAGCCUUGGACUGACAGGGGCCAUCUGGGUGUUGAUAUUGCCAUGUUUACAUAUGCUCAUGGCCUUGUAACAGCUGCCUUUUUGCAGCAUGAAACUUUCAAGACUUGUUUUCAAGCUUAUUUAUCCAGAAACGAAAGGUCCAGUGGAUGUAACAAGCUUUAUGUAAUGGAGGACCACUUCCACACAGUGCAUGACACGGUACCCUGUGAACCCUAAUGAUCGUGUGGAAAUGACAAGACACUGCGGCUUAUGUAAGACGGCAUAUGGUUCAGAUUUGCAUAUAGUAAUUCUUUUUUACCUGGCAUAACACUAAUAAUGACUUAUUUAUAACAGCGGAUGUCAAGAAUAACUACAACUUAUGUUGUAAAGGUUUGGUAUUAAUUUAAUUGUAUUGCUACACAUAAUAUAUAUGAUCUGUAAAUAUAAGCAUUAAUUUGCAUCUGCAUAUCACAUUAUAAUGCACAGUACAGGUUGCACUUCUUUUAAGUGGGGUUUAAAAACUGCUGUAAAAUGAGUCAAUUAAUCUAUAUGGAUACUUUUGAAGUUGGAUUUGAAAUUGAAAAAAAUCUGUCUCCCCAGCUCUUACAGUUAGCUCUUACAGUUGCAAUAUUUAUAAGAGCUAAAUUAAAAUGGCUUGUUAUUGUUAAAUAAUUGUAUGAAUCCCUUCUGAGUAUCAACCUGUGUCUUUACAGACAUUUUUUUUUCAUACAAAAGUGCUUCAGGUUGUAGAAAUCUUACAAGAAGCUCUCAGAUAUGGUCCGUAUGUUCUUAAGUAUUUUGCUAAUAAGAACAAAAAAUGAUUCAAGACAUCUGCUAUUCACUUGUAAUAGCUGCCAUUCUAUUCAAAGUCCAUUUAAUUGGCUUAUUUCAAUUGCAAAAUUGACCUGUUAUGCUAUUGCCGAGGGAAAUUGUGAAAGGAGAGGGGUGGGCAGGUGGAAGUUGUGGGCAAGUGAGAGAGUUCAUACUCCUUUCUUCUUUAGGAAUAGAUUAGUUUCUUCAGGAGUCUAUUAUCAUCUUUCAAACUCAAUCCUCCUCCUCCGGACGGGAGCUGAUAGCUCCUGGAGUCACUGGUGAGGAAGAAUCCAAUUGCUCCUACCUACUACCUAACUGCGUACUGCUGGUGUGUUACUGGCAGGUUUCUGUGCAGAGAAAAAGAAAAUGCAUGCAUGUCUGGUCAAUGGCUGAGAGAGAAUAAGUACUCAACGGUAUCGAGAAUUGGUUCUUUGGCUCACAUAUGCUGGGAAACUACUUGGAAAGCUUAAGCAAUAAUCCUAUUGAGAUGCUGCAGAAGCUAAAAUGAUACUCUUUAAAACCAAAUUUCACAAUUCAUAUACAGCAUAUACUGUAUGCAUAAAUACAUACAAACCACAGACAUAAACAGGAAAAACUUUAAAGAGCUGCUACUGUAAAUAGACAACAAUGUAAAAAAUAACUUAAACAUUUAAAUGGGCCUCAAAACUGCCAAAAGUACAUUCUCCUCAGGUACUCUGAUCAUAUAUGAUAGGAUUUGAUCAUAGACUGUGACCUUUCUCACGCUGCGGUUGGCCUAAAGCAUAAUUGUUGUCAUUCAUCAUUUUCACCUUUAAUAUACCAGGUGAGGCUUUUAUCAUGAUAUAAAGUCAAGGCUGUUUGAGCAUCUGAACCACUUGAGUAGCUUGGAGCUUUUUCAAACUACAGUCUCAAGGUUUAUGAAUAAUAACUUUGAGCUUAAUUAUACUCCAUUUAUUACUGAAUUGUAGUUGGUACUUUGUAUUUGAAUUAAUGUCUUGUAUAUGAGGCUUUUGUUUUGGGGGUGAUUCCCUGACGACAAUAGUCACUGCUUAACAACCUUAACACAGUUGUUAAACUCCCUCCACCCCUGCUCCCCCAAAACAAUUAUAUCACAAGUUGGCACCAUCAAAGUCAGUGCUACUGCCAUUGGAACAGCUCUGUUAAUGACACUAUUAAAGAAUAGUGUUCAGUCUCUAACUAGAUAACAGGAGCAGGCACAGAGACAAAGGUGCCUUGAGGCUAACUAUAAGAUGUCAGAUUAUAGUGCCUCUCGUUUGCUUAAAGGAAAGAGUUCAAUUUCAUGUCUUAUGUGAUUAUUAUAGCUCCAUACUGAGAUAGUUAUCCAGAGAAAGGAGGAAAGGCGCCAGAUGCUGAUGAUGAAAAUGCCAAUGUUGUAAUGAUGUGCACCCACAUCCAGACAGGUGUCGUCCUGCGGGCAUUGCAAUGUGUCAGAACCUCUCGAAAAACAUGUUUACUCUCUUAUUCUGUGUUCAGAGAGUGAAUGCAUUAUUUGAAAAAGAAAUUCCUCUAAUACAUGCAGCUCUAUUUUGACCCAGACUGUAUUUUUUCCUGCAGUAUUUUUUUAUAACAAUAGUCCUUUAAGGAAAUCAAUUUUUAAUUCCAACUUGGGUUUCAUUUUCAUAGCUUUGGUUGUAGGUUUAAUGUGUUAUAACAUUGUACUCACCAAAGCGAAAGAUGAGAUCUUGGAGCACAACAGUAUUGCUGAAAAUAGGUCAGACAUUGCAACAAACGAUCAGACAGGUUGUAAACAAACCCCUGGCUAGGAAAACUUAUUUGGAGAAAAGAAAUGAAGGCAAACAGUAAAAUGAUUAUCCAGACUGUCCAUUGUAGUCAUCAAUCACAGUAUAACGGACUUCCUGGUUUACCUUUAACCUACCCUGCUUGCCAUGUGCACAUUAACUGUUUUCCUUUGCAAUGAUUAAUAGCGACAUUAGCAGCUUUCAGUUUUACCUGUUAAUGAAACUUCUGAUUUUCUGUCUGCUUGUGGCCCAGUUGGAUCCAUUUUUAACAUUUGCAGAUCUCAGUAAUUGUUUAGAUAGUAUGUGAAUCUUUUACUAUAAGUUUAGCAACUAUUAGUUUGUACUUGAAUGUUUGUUUAAUGUAGUCAUAUAAUAUCUGUAUGAAAUAACUUAACUUGAAGCCUGUUUUCCAGCAAAAUCCUGAGGCUUUGGUUGUCAUCCAUCCUAACUGUUUUACUGCUCUGGGGGAUCCCCAAGUUUUCCCAGGCCUGCUGACCGAUAUAAUCCAAGGUUUCAUGUUUUCUUGUGGCUUUAAAAGGAUUUUCUUCUCCAGUAUAAAUCCCUGAUUUUCCUUGGAAACUGUGAGUUGUCACUAUAA